GUGACUCGAAAUUGACUCCACUUUCACUCUUUUCACGCCACUUCAAUACAAAGUGAUUAACGUCGCAGGUUAUGAGAGUAAUAAAAAGUCACUUCGGUAUCGAAGUGGCGUGAAAAGAGUUUCCCACUUCCACACGUUUUUGAUUGAUCUCUAGAUGAUCUCUAGAUAAAUGGCUCUGCUGUUUAUCUUUUUGGACUACUGCACUCUCCAUGAUUGGUCAAAAACCUAAACGUCAUCAAGCUAGCUACGUUUGGCGCGAAUUUCGAUAACGCUGCUCUCUGAGGAGAAUCUGCCUGUAACGUUAGCUAUCUAGCAGCUGACAUCAACCUAUUUAUUGAUCAACCUGAUCUUUUUACGUUCUACACCAAGUUCUAGACACCAAAUUGCAAAACAGUAUUUCUGCAUGAAUUGAGGAAAGAUGUUUUACUAUCCAAACGUUCUUCAAAGGCACACCGGUUGCUUUUCCACUAUUUGGUUGGCAGCCACCAAAGGGAUCAGGAUAACACGCAGAGAGCUUCUGAGGGUCAACGUUGGGCGGACAUGUGAGGACAUCAUGGAUUACGUGACGGUCCAGGUGGCUCCACUCUGCCCUGGUCUCCCUCGGCCUCGCUUCUCCCUCUACCUGUCCUCCCAGCUGCAGUAUGGGGUGGUUAUCGUCUACCACCGGCAGUGUGGUUUCCUUCUGGAGGAGAUCCAGCAGACCAUUGAGCGCCUGGUACGCUCUGAGAGACACGCACGCAUCGACCUGGCUGACCCUGACAGACAAGCCCCAAAUGUCCCAGACUCCCUGUUCCUGCUGGAGGAGGCCGAGGGGGCACAGGACCCCUUCUUUGGGGUGAUGGGCUUUGAGCACCUGCUGCCUAGUCCCUAUAGGAUCCCUCAGCCAUGGCAGCUGAUGGAGAGCAUGACUCCAGAGCGCCCCAUAGGGGCCCGUCCUGGAACUGCACCAGAGGACGGAGGUUUCAAAUCCCCUCCUGAUGCCAUUACCCUGAAAGAGAAGGAGCAGCUUGGCAUCGUUGCUGCUGAGUUUGAAGGAGCUGAGCUUCCUGAAGCCACUGGCAAAGAGAUUGACAUGCUUCUGGAGCAGCAAGACCAAUUCCAUGACGAGCUAGAAGAGAGGGAAAGGGAGAGAGAGGGAGAGAGAACCAGGGACAUGGAGUCAGGCAUGACCUCCAUUGACCAGCUGAAGGUGUCGGUGGUGGUGGGGGACAGUGUGUGGCUGCUGGACGAGGAGACCGGCCUGCCCAUGGAGGUGCCGUUAGAGGUCAUUCCCAUGGAGAUGACCCCCCCUCCUCAGGUGGCCAUGCCCUCUGCCCCAGACACCUCCGAGAGAGCGGGGGAGUCAGCAAGUCAGUCAGAGAGGGGGACGGAGAAAGCGGCAGAAAGUUCCUGUGGCGAGCUCCCCCAUAUAGAUGCUCCUCCUCCUAUGAGGCGGGGUCGCAGGCGCCAGCUCAUCUUUGCAGACCCUCAGGUGCAGAUCUCCCAGGAUACCAUGCGGGUGCAGAUCGAGGACACUAAGGCUGAGACUCUGCUCCUGUCUCAGGUGCUGAUAAACUUUCCUGCCCAGAAGAAGCUCCUCCCAGCAGAGCUCUACACUGCCCCUUCUGGCUCUCUCCUGCACCCUGACCUCCUGUUGCUAUGGAAACAGUGCGCCGUCCUCACUACGCUUCCUCGCACCGGGGAGAGAGGCAGUGAGGAGGAGGGCAGCUCCGAGAUGGAGAGAGUGAGGAUAGAGGUGGAGAGGAAGAGGAUGGACUCUAGCAUGCGAGAGAUCCCACGAGAGUUGCUGAAAUCAGGAGGAACAGCCCCAUCUGAAGCAUCAGCCGAGGUUCUUCUAGACGUGUCCAGAGAGGACAAAUCCCUCGAGCAGAUCACCCCUGGCAGCAGAUGGUCUCCUAUGGAAGAAGCCCCAGUGCCUAUGGAGGCUAUAGAAGAGGAACAUGUGGCUCUACCAGACCGAGAAGAGAAGACCGAAGGUAGAGGGGUCACUGCCGAGGGCCUGUUGAGUGUGGUGUCCUCGUACCUCCUGAGGUUUGGGAAAGUCACCUUUUACUCUCUGUUGCCCCUGGAGGCAGACCGCACUACUGCAGCCCACAUUCUCUCCAAACUGCUAGAGCUGGUGUCUGCUGGGGACCUGGCUGUAUGUCAGGCUGAACCCUACAGCCCCAUCACAGUCAUCCCUGGACCACUCAGCACCGUGCAGGCCUGAGGAACAGAGGAUGUCUCCACCAGCGUUUGACUUGGACAGGAUUUCACCGCAGCUGAGUACUGGCACCUCAAAUGUUCUACUGCUUAAGCUCCUGUUCCUCUUAUGGAAUAUUAGCUUAAAAAGUAUUGUGGAACUCCUGCACCUAAUUAUAAACAGUACCAGCACCGGCACCUAUUUCAGUCCAAGUUAAGCAGUGGUCUCCACACACACGGGAUGUGUGCGGCCAUACUUUUAAGAGUAAUAAUGUUCAUGUCCCAAAUAUCGUUCAUACGAGAUCAUCACCUCAAACUGAUUUGUAGGACACACCCAAAACGAUGACCUCUUGGAGUUACCAUUUUUUGUAACCUUUAUAAGUGAAACCUUUUUAUAAGAAGUGAAAUUACUGAAGGGAAAAGCUUUUUUAUGCAAAGUUGGUAUUUUUUAAAUUAAUCUAUUGAAUAGCGUAUUUAUUAUUCAGAUAUUUUUAUACUAAUUUGUCAACCGUCAUACAAAUUGAUAUUGUUGACAAAGUUUUUGUUUAACCUUUGGUGGUUUUUGUAUCUUAUCAAUUGUGGUAUGAUGUUGCACUGUUCUUACGUUGAAGCAUUCAUUCAAUGUAUUUUUUAAAUAAAAUGCAUGUUUACUC
Oncorhynchus masou masou (cherry salmon) is the source of this 2834-nucleotide messenger RNA. It is a transcript of the gene rec8b, whose product is annotated as REC8 meiotic recombination protein b. Bases 419 to 2209 code for a protein of 596 amino acids. Gene Ontology annotation, biological process: replication-born double-strand break repair via sister chromatid exchange; sister chromatid cohesion. Lineage: Eukaryota; Metazoa; Chordata; Actinopteri; Salmoniformes; Salmonidae. Gene Ontology annotation, cellular component: meiotic cohesin complex. The transcript has 18 exons. The record is from RefSeq and is a predicted model, not a curated record. Gene Ontology annotation, molecular function: chromatin binding; protein binding.